CUCCAUAUGAUAAUAAGUAGUAUGUGGAUUUGAAGUAACGUUAACAUUCUUAGGUUUGACUUGAGGUGGUUUUGACGCAAAUGUUCACAUUGAAGUAUUGAAUAAAUAAGAGGUUCACCCCCUAAAUUAUUUUGUGUUUUUUAUUUGGACUUCAAGAGGCAUCACAAUGGAGCACAGAACACUUCGUAUCAAUCAUCACAGUAUGUUAAAAUUUCUGCCGCAGUUGUUGGAGUGUCCCAUCUGCAGAGAACUUAUGUACCCCCCAAUCAGGGAAUGCGUCCAAGGACACAAUUUUUGUGACAGUUGCUUCGACCAAAUAUCAAUCUGCGCAGUUUGCCGUCAACCAAAAGCAAAAGGACAAAAUUUCGCUUUAGAAGAGGUAUCUCGAUCUCUGACCAUAGAUUGCAGUAACCGCAGUAAAGGUUGCACAUUCAAGGGGAUAUUCACCAUAGUUGACGAUCACGAAAGGAUGUGUCCUGCCGCAAGUCUAUAUUGUCCUGAAUCUCUCGAUUGUGCAGAAAAAAUAACUGUGGGCGACAUGAUGGAACAUUGUCAAAACUUCCAUCCAGAAAAAAUGCUGUACUCAAACGAGAUGAAUAUUGUACAUUUGAACUAUUUCGAUCUCUACAGCACCUUUUUUCGAAAAAUUCCCUUCACCUUCGGUACCCAAACGAUAUUGAAACAUAGGUUUUGGCUUUUCAGGCCCUAUUGUCGAAUAGAUUCGCAAGAUAUAAGUUGGCACAUUUCUUACAUAGGACCUCAAUGUUUUCCGGAAAGAUGUUGGUUUAAUCUUAAAUUAAUAACGCCAGGCAAAAAGCUGGUGCCCUUGAUCAUGCACAAAGUUUGCAAGCCUUUGCCUAUAGAUUACACACGUUCCUUUGAGUUCGAACACAAAAUUCGUCAUAGCAGUCUCCGACCUUUCUGUUGCAAUGGUAACUUGUACUUCAAACUUGAGAUUUAUGAAAAAGAAUGAUGUUGGCAUUUUUUAUACAUUUUAAUCUGUGUUGUAAAUAGAAAUAGUUACCAUUUUUGUUUAAUUAUCGAUUUUAUCCUGAACUAGAUAUGUUUCAAAUUAUUUAUCGCUUAGAUUUUUUUUUCUAUGAACCUCUGCAUCGAGAAAUUAGGAAAUAUUUUCCAUUCACAUUGUAAAUUGUGAUGAUAAUUAAUAAUUGACAUGAACUUACAUCGUUUUACUUUUUGUUGAAUUUUGUUUAUUAUAAGAGCUGAGAUAUUUCAAUAAAGAGUAUAUAAAGAGUAA
Harmonia axyridis is the source of this 1258-nucleotide messenger RNA. RefSeq lists its product as uncharacterized. The record is from RefSeq and is a predicted model, not a curated record. NCBI's taxonomy places the organism in Eukaryota, Metazoa, Arthropoda, Insecta, Coleoptera, Coccinellidae. Gene Ontology annotation, cellular component: cytoplasm. Bases 167 to 973 code for a protein of 268 amino acids. The transcript is spliced from 2 exons. Gene Ontology annotation, molecular function: ubiquitin conjugating enzyme binding; ubiquitin protein ligase activity; zinc ion binding. Gene Ontology annotation, biological process: multicellular organism development; proteasome-mediated ubiquitin-dependent protein catabolic process.